Messenger RNA from Paramecium sonneborni, 603 nucleotides. NCBI's taxonomy places the organism in Eukaryota, Ciliophora, Oligohymenophorea, Peniculida, Parameciidae. The record is from the annotation of a GenBank genome assembly.
AAUUAAACUAUAAAAAUGUAGAAUAAUCAACAUGUAAAACUUCCUUAAGAAAUGACCAAUACUCCUUAUGAAGGACCAGUUUCUUAGGUUGUGUAUCCAUAACUUUCUCAAUAGAAUGUUUAAAUUGGUUAACCAAUCCAACCAAUAGUUCCAGCUCAACAAUAUGUCAGAUAGAUUUAAUAUUAACCAUAACCAUAACCAUAUCCAUAAUAAAUAUAAUAAUAAUAAUAAUAAUAGAUUGUUUACCAUCCUACUGCUUUCUAAUAAGGUAUCAAAUCAAAUUUUAUUUAAAGCAUAACCAGUUUAUACUAAAUACCCUCAUCUCACAACAUGUGCUUGCUGUUAAAGAUAAGUUUAAACACAGGUUACAUAUGAAGUAGGAACUGGAGCUUAUGCAAUAGGUGGACUUUUGGCAGCUGUUGGCCUUUGGUUAGGGUAUUUUUUAAAUUCAAUCAAUAGAUGUUGUCUUAUUCCAUGUUUUGUCUAAGAUUGUAAAGAUGCAAUUCAUUUCUGUCCUGCAUGCUAAGCUUAAAUUGGUAAAAAGAGAUUCUUAUUUGAUUGAUAUAAGGAUAGAAUUAAAGAAAAUUUAUAAUAAAACAAUAU